AUGUUAUAUUCGAAACAUGCAAUUUUGAUAAUACUACUCUAUUUGACUGGUACAGUGACCCCUUGCAUGCCAGCCAACACUUCCGAGCUCAGAAUUCCAUUCGGACGCUCUGUUCAGGAAGAGAAAGAGCAUAUACGUCGGGCUCCAGAGAAAAAAACGGAGCCCAGUACAAUUAAGAUUACUAUUAAAGAUCAGGAGCAAAUUCGUGCGAAAACGUUUACACAGGUACAGAAAAAUCAUACAGAAGAGAACAGUUCAGAAUUUCAAUUGGAAAAAGAGGAACUAGUCAUAACUCGUAAUACUGUGGUCAAGAACAGCGGCGGUGCUCCAGUUAAUAACUUGGCUCAACAUCGCGCAGCAUUUCAAAGAGCCAAAGCCUUCAGAUCGAAAGAGACCUCAUCUACAUCUACAACAACUACUACGACAAGUAAACCCGCAAGAACAACAACUGAGCCAACCACUUCGACAACGAGUGAGAUCACUACAACCACCUACGAAAACUCAUCCGACGAAGAGCUUGCCACAAGACCCGCUAGAGCUCAAGCUUCUAAGACAGUGAUAGCUGAGAAAGUACAGAAGAAAAAUCAGAAAAACUUGGAUAAGUUUUUUAAUAUAGAGUCUGACAUGUGCAAUAACUGUCCCGAAUUGUUUUUCCCUACAGAUGGGGGAUUACAGAAAGUAUGUAAGAAUUGGCAAGCACUAGAGAAGAAUUUCAACUUGGCGAUGGAUCCCAAAAAACCAAAGGUUGAGAACUUGGAGACCAUAACCACCUGUAGCCGAAAAGUUACUUGUUCUACGCCUCAUGCUAUAUUGAAAUGGCCGAAUUUCUCAAUUUGUGAUAUUUUAAGUGAAGCAGCAUCGGAUUUGUCAUUCACGUUUAAAUGCAACGGAUCUCAUUGGUCUAUGAACGAUUUCCCAAUUGAGGCAGUGUCUUGUGUCAUAAAGACCGAUUAG
Molecule: messenger RNA, 954 nt
Organism: Auanema sp. JU1783
Lineage: Eukaryota; Metazoa; Nematoda; Chromadorea; Rhabditida; Rhabditidae
Source: the annotation of a GenBank genome assembly